UGUAUUCACUCAUUCUAAUUCAGUUUAAGAUCCUCAAUAGCAUUGUAUUUGAUAGUGUGUUCAAUUUUAUUGCAGAGCAUACGGUGAAAACAAUAUAUUUGAAGAGUAUUGUAUCCCUGAACCUUGUGUUUGUAAUGUCAGUUUAUCCAAACUAAAUUGAACUUCCUGUGAGCAUAUGAGCAUAAAGGGUGGGAAGGAAACUGACAAAGAGACACAGAAAAAGUGGCAGCAGGCCAGAAUACAGAAGAGAACAGCGUCAAAGAGAGUGAAAGAGACAGAGUGGUGGAGAAAAUGUUGGCCUCUUUAUGGUGAAGAUGUUCAGUAUCUUUGCUGCCCAAUGAUAUAAAUGUUUUUCUUUUUUUUACCAUUAAUAGGUCUUUAAGAAGCUCUACAGCAUUUCUGUUUCACCAGGGAAAUACUUUUCUACACUGUAAAUCAACAUCUCUCCCCUCUACAUGUGCAGGAUCAGAGGAGAGUAUGCAGUCAAGCUUAGAUACGUUUUCAGAGGCUUGCUGCAACUUUGGACUCACUAUCAAUUCCAAGAAGACAUGUUCCAGCCAACACCUGAUCCAGCCCCAAAACCAUGGAGAUGACCCAGAUGGAUAGGUCAUUGAAUGUAAACCUCACAUCAACAUCAUUCCCUCCCCUAACAACAAACACUUCACCAUACCGUGAGCCAUAUUUACAUAGAUUAUCCCACUUGGAUGAAGGCCUCUAUAAUGACUUUUACAGUCUGUGGAUUGCUCUGGUGAUCAUCAACACCCUUAUCUUUAUGGUAGGGAUGACCCUCAACAGUCUGGCCUUGUAUGUCUUCUGCUUCAGGACUAAACCAAAGACUACAUCAGUCAUUUACACCAUUAACCUGGUAGUGACAGAUCUGCUGGUCAACCUCUCCCUUCCCACCCGUAUCUUGUUGUACUACAGUGGGGGAAAGUGCCUCAACUGUUCCUAUUUGCACAUAUUCAGCUACUUUGUCAACAUGUACUGUAGUAUCCUCUUUCUUACUAGCAUCUGUGUGGAUCGCUAUCUGGCCAUAGUGCAAGUGGAGGCCUCACGGAAGUGGCGAAACCCGAAUGUGGCCAAAGUGUUGUGUGUCUGCAUUUGGCUGUUUGCCAUCAUUGUGACAUUCUCAUUUCUCUCAACGGCUUUCAAGCACUCUGCCUGCUGCCUCUCCAAACUCUUUGUGUUGGCCGUAUUUGAGUUCUUCCUACCAAUGGUGAUCAUUGUAGUGUUUACUAUCAGAAUCAUGUGCGCCCUAUCCAGCCCAGGCCUUCUGCAGCAAAGCCGUAGGAGACGUAUGAAAGCUGUACAGCUGCUCUCAACAGUGCUGGUGAUCUUCACUGUCUGCUUCACACCGUUUCACAUCCGUCAGGUUUUGGUCUACUUCAAUCCUGAUCUGCCCCAUAAUGUGAUCAUGUACCAUGUGACCGUCACUCUCAGCAGCCUGAACAGCUGCUUGGAUCCUGUGGUCUACUGUUUCGUCACCACUAACUUUCAGUCUACCAUGAAGAGAUUUUUCAGGAAGACAGAAAGAGAGCAGACAAGUGGCGACAUUAUCAGUGUGCAGAAAAGUUUUAAGGGUUCAGGCACAGUGAUUGUUAUUGCUCACAGUACGAGAAGGGUUAACAUGAGCCCUGCCGAGCAGGGAAGCAAACCAGCAUAAGGUUGAGGCCCAUAAUGCCCUGUACAGUAUUUAAAGGAUUGCCAUAACCAUGUUGCACUAAAGGCAGAACAAUUGGCACAGAUGGACGUUUUGACUGAUCUGUUCAUUUGCAUUUUUGAGUUUAUUUAGUAUUCUUUAUGAACUCAAAAAAUAUGGAGGCAAAUCAAUGUCAAUAAUCCACGCUCGUUAUUGAUGCUCGCACACGCGAUAGAUUUAAUCGCUUGCUCGUUUUAAACCCUCACUUACAUGAAAUCUCCUGCUCAUGCAAUACAAACUCUCACUGCACAAGCAAAAUCGUUCUUAAAACAUUGCUUGUGAGAACACCUUUUAAUUUUGUGGGAUGGGCUCUUGAUGUUUUUGUCUGUAACUUCAAAUAUCAUUGGUUAUACCCUUUUCCAGGAAGUUAGUUGUGUCAUUAUUACUUUAUUUGUGCCUAAUUCUACAUAUAAUAACAGGGCUGAUGUAAUGUUAUAUAAUGUAUGUAAGGACUGUGAAUCUUUGCCAGACACUUUUAAAACAAGUUGACCAGCUAAUUUUUGCAUUCCUGUGAUUUAACUAUAGAACUUUAAGAACUAUAAAGAAUAAAAUACAAUUUGACUUCUGUCAUUGCAGUUGUAAGAUGCUUUAUUAUUAAUUGUAAGGUUGCAGGAAAUUAAAUCAU
Messenger RNA from Xyrauchen texanus (razorback sucker), 2324 nucleotides. Its product is annotated as G-protein coupled receptor 20-like. Gene Ontology annotation, biological process: positive regulation of Rho protein signal transduction; phospholipase C-activating G protein-coupled receptor signaling pathway. The record is from RefSeq and is a predicted model, not a curated record. Gene Ontology annotation, cellular component: membrane. The transcript has 3 exons. The coding region runs from base 584 to 1663 and encodes 359 amino acids. Lineage: Eukaryota; Metazoa; Chordata; Actinopteri; Cypriniformes; Catostomidae. Gene Ontology annotation, molecular function: G protein-coupled receptor activity.